GGCAGGCAGCCUCGCGGGCGGGCAGGGCGGCCGGAGGAAGAGCCCGCGGCAGGGGAGGGAUGCGGGAGCAGGGCAGCGGAGCCGGGCGGGACUGAGCCACCCGCAGAGCGGAGCGGAGCGGAGCGGAGCGGGGCUGCCCUGCUCCCCGGGCCGGGCUGCCCGCAUGGCUCCCGGGCACUCUGCGGAUUGUGGGGGCUGCUGCUGCUGAGCAACCAUCCAUCGUUCUAAACUCAGCCUCAACUUAGCGCAGCAGGCAAGGAUGGCAACGCCACUGGAGCUUUGGAGCUGCCAGGAGAGCCGGGGAACCUGGGUUUUGGUCGCCGCUGUCUAAUAAAUGGGAGUAAAAUGGAACUUCUUACCUGGGUUUUUCCUGCCUUGGUUCUACUGUGCACCCAACAGCACAGGUGUAUCAGAGCCAUGAGUGACAUCGGAGACUACAUCGGUUCCAACAUCGAAAUCUCCUGGCUGCCCAACCUGGAUGAUUUAAUGAAAGGCUACGCUCGGAAUUUCAGGCCUGGCAUUGGAGGUCCCCCCGUUAACGUGGCCCUGGCCAUCGAGGUAGCCAGCAUUGACCACAUCUCAGAGGUGAACAUGGAAUACACCAUGACAGUGUUUCUGCACCAGAGCUGGCGAGACGAGCGCCUGUCGUACAACCACACCAACGAGACUCUGGGCUUAGACAGCAGGUUUGUGGACAAGCUCUGGUUGCCAGAUACUUUCAUAGUCAAUGCCAAGUCUGCCUGGUUCCAUGAUGUGACUGUGGAAAACAAACUGAUCCGGCUGCAGCCAGAUGGAGUCAUUUUAUACAGCAUCAGGAUCACCUCCACAGUGGCCUGUGACAUGGACCUGUCCAAGUACCCCAUGGACGAGCAGGAGUGCAUGUUGGACCUGGAGAGCUAUGGCUACUCCUCGGAGGACAUCGUGUACCACUGGUCAGAGAACCAGGAGGAGAUCCACGGGCUGGACAAGCUGCAGCUCGCCCAGUUCACCAUCACCAACUACCAGUUCACUACAGAAAUUAUGAACUUCAAAUCUGCAGGGCAGUUUCCCAGGCUCAGCCUCCACUUCCAGCUGCGGCGGAAUCGAGGAGUUUACAUCAUCCAGUCCUACGUCCCCUCCAUCCUCCUGGUGGCCAUGUCGUGGGUGUCCUUCUGGAUCAGCCAGUCGGCUGUGCCUGCCAGGGUGUCCUUAGGAAUAACCACUGUGCUCACCAUGACCACGCUGAUGGUGAGUGCCCGCUCGUCCCUGCCUCGAGCCUCUGCCAUCAAGGCGCUGGACGUUUACUUCUGGAUCUGCUACGUGUUCGUGUUCGCGGCGCUGGUGGAGUACGCCUUCGCUCACUUCAACGCCGACUACAUGAAGAAGCAGAAGAACAAGCUCAAGGCGAGGAGGCAGAGUGCAGAGAUCAACGUGAAGAACGCCAUCGUUCUGUUCUCCCUGUCCAUAGCCGGGGUGAGCCAGGAACUGGCCAUUUCCAACAGGCAGCACCGAAUUCCCCGGGGCCUGCCUGGAUCCUACGGCACCAUAGAAAUAGAAACUGGAGAGACCAAGCAGCGGCAAGGCAUGAAACUGGAUAAAAAGACUGGCCUGAAGUCGCUGUUCAAGCCCAUCGACGCCGACACCAUCGACAUUUACGCCAGGGCCGUGUUCCCAGCGGCCUUCGCGGCUGUCAACGUCAUAUACUGGGUGGCCUACACGAUGUGAGACCCCAA
Empidonax traillii (willow flycatcher) is the source of this 1712-nucleotide messenger RNA. It is a transcript of the gene GABRD, whose product is annotated as gamma-aminobutyric acid type A receptor delta subunit. Bases 346 to 1704 code for a protein of 452 amino acids. Lineage: Eukaryota; Metazoa; Chordata; Aves; Passeriformes; Tyrannidae. Gene Ontology annotation, biological process: nervous system process; signal transduction; monoatomic ion transmembrane transport. The transcript is spliced from 9 exons. Gene Ontology annotation, cellular component: membrane; synapse; neuron projection. The record is from RefSeq and is a predicted model, not a curated record. Gene Ontology annotation, molecular function: neurotransmitter receptor activity; extracellular ligand-gated monoatomic ion channel activity; GABA-A receptor activity.